Messenger RNA from Rotaria socialis, 6033 nucleotides. NCBI's taxonomy places the organism in Eukaryota, Metazoa, Rotifera, Eurotatoria, Philodinida, Philodinidae. The record is from the annotation of a GenBank genome assembly.
AUGCCACAAUUACUUUAUCAUCAUCAUCCACCACCGGAACCAACACCACCUAUUCCACCACGUACUCGGUCACGACCACCAUCUCGGCAACAACAGCAACCGCCGCCACCACCACCACAGCAACCAGCUUUGGUAACACCCAAUCAUCAAAAGAUAAAUUCUUUUCGAAUCGAUGAUUUGCAAUCGCCAGAUCGUGAAUGGCAAUUACUUGAAAAUAUUGGUGAUGGUACCUAUGGAGAAGUAUUUCGUGCAAAAAAUCUUCGUAAUCCAGAUUUCUAUGCGGCUAUAAAAAUUAUGCAUUUAACUAAUGAAGUUCUCGAAGAAAUUGAACAAGAAUAUCGUGUACUUCUUGAACUUUCAAGUCAUAGCAAUCUUUGUCGAUUUUAUGGUGCUUAUGUAAAACGUGGCCCACCACCAUUACCACCUCCUCCUCGUAAUCCAGUACUUUCAUCACCAGCUCCUGUUGAUAAAACAAGUCUACUAUCUGUUGAAACUAAUACAAUAAACAGUUGUAUUAGUCCAACAACAACAUCUGCAGCUUAUCAUCUCGAUCAAUUAUGGUUAGCUAUGGAAUUAUGUACAAGUGGUAGUGUUACUGAUUUAGCGAAAUCAAUGCUUAAAGCACAUGAACGUCUUGAUGAAUUUAUUAUUGCUUAUAUCAUGCGUGAAACAUUGAACGCUUUGUACCAUCUGCAUUCAAAUAAUGUCGUUCAUCGUGAUGUUAAAGGUCAUAAUAUUUUAAUUACAGGUGAUGGUCAUAUUAAAUUGAUUGACUUUGGUGUUAGUGCUUAUCUUAAUCCAAACAAUGGACGACGUAAUACUUCUGUGGGUACACCAUUUUUUAUGGCACCAGAAGUUAUUGCAUGUGAGAGACAAAUGGAUUGUAAUUAUGAUACACGUGCUGAUGUUUGGUCAACUGGAAUUACAGCUAUUGAAAUAGCUGAAGGCGAACCUCCACUUGCUGAAAUGCAUCCAAUGCGUGCACUUGUUUCAAUUCCUCGAAAUCCACCUCCUUGUUUACGUCAACCGGAAGAAUGGUCACAUGAAUUUAAUGAUUUUAUUCGCCAAUGUUUAAUAAAAGAUUUCGAAGCUCGACCUACCGUUGGAUUGAUGUUAACUCAUCCAUUUUUAACACAGAUACCGAAUGAUGGUGCUGAAGCGCGUCGUCAUAUUGUACAAAUAGUUCAAUGCAAUAAACGUUGUUACGAUUUAUGUGUUAAAAAAACGAGUCGUGAAACAUGUGGUGUUAAAAAUGGGCAUAUCAGAGGAAAAUCAGAAACAUGUUCAUCAAUGGGAAUUGAAGCCGCUUCAGCAGCAGCAGCAUUUUUACCAGCAGUUGAAACAGUUAUUCAAUCAUCAAAACGUAUGCUACAAAUGAUAACUAAACCACACGAAAGUCAUAAACGGCCAGCACCACCACCACCUGUUGAGAAUGGAUGCCUUAAUCAAAACUAUAAAACAAAACGAAAACCUCAAUCUCGACGACAACCAAAAGCUGUACCCAAUGAAAAUCCUUCAUCACAAUUUUAUUUAUAUGAUCCAAGUUCUGAAGAUGUACCUGUUCGUCAUCCAUCAUUGAUGAAAAAAUCGUCUAAUACAUUUUUCUAUAAUUCAACAUAUGAUUCAACUUAUCCGAAUAAUGUAAUUUCAACAGAUGAUCUAGCACAAUUAGAAAAUUUCGAUGAACAAGCCAUUAUAACUUAUAUGUAUAAUCGAUUUUUAUCAAAUCAAAUUUAUACUUAUAUUGGUGAUAUUCUUGUUGCUGUUAAUCCAUUCCGUUCGUUACCAAUAUAUGGUAAAGAUGCGAUGAUGCGUUAUCGUUCAAGUAUAAAACGUGAACAACCACCACACAUAUAUGCUUUAGCAGAUUUUACCUAUCAAGCUAUGUUACAUGAUUUAGAUAAUCAAUAUAUUGUUAUAUCAGGUGAAAGUGGCUCAGGUAAAACUCAGUCAGCAAAUUUUCUCGUUAAACAAUUGACAUUUCUUGGCAAUGCACCAAAUAAAAUUUUACAAGACAAAAUACUACAAAUUGAUCCGUUAAUUGAAGGCUUUGGUAAUGCACGAACAAUUAUUAAUGAUAAUUCAUCACGUUUUGGUAAAUAUCUUGAAAUGUUAUUUACAAAGCAAGGACGAGUCACUGGUGCACGUCUAUCGGAAUAUUUAUUAGAAAAAACUCGUGUUGUUAAUCAAGGACAUGCAGAAAGAAAUUUUCAUAUUUUCUAUUAUCUAUUUCAUGGUUUAGCAUCUUCUAGACCAAAUGAUGAACAAGCAUUUUAUUUAUCAAAAAAUCAAAUCUAUAGAUAUUUAAAAACCGAUUUAAAUGAUGAACAAGAUUUAUCGGAAAUUUUCAAAGAAAAAUUUGCAGCAAUAGAAAAAUGUUUUGAAAUUAUUGGAUUUCAAUAUGAUGAAAUUAAAUCAAUUUAUCGUAUUUUAGCUGGACUUUUACAUCUUGGAAAUAUAAAUUUUCAUCAGAACGAAGGCUAUUUUAUUGAUGGAAAAACAUGUUUAACGGAUCGAUAUUUAUUAAAUAUUGUUUGUGAAUUAUUUGGUUUGGAUAUAGCACAAUUUGAUUUAGCAUUAACCACAUGUAAUAUUGUUACACGAGGCGAAACAAUUCAACGUUCAACAACACUACAAGAAUCACAAUCGACACGAGAUGCAAUGGCAAAAGCACUUUACAAUCGUUUAUUUUCUUGGAUUGUUAAUCGAAUUUCGGCACUUCUUUCUCCAUCAUCUAAUAUUUCGAAGGAUGUUUCCAAUUCAAAUAUAGAUGAAGAAUCAAGUAUUCGAUCCUAUAAAGUUACUAAUUAUAAUAUAAAUAAUAACAAUAAUCAAGAUGAUCAAAGUGAAAAUGAAGUCGAUGAAAAUUUUGAUGUUGAAAACGAUUUAAAUAAUCUAAAUUUAACAACAAUAACAUCAUAUCCUCCACCAACUGUGAUGUGUGCAAUGCGCCGUACACUUGACUAUCUUGAUAAGACAUCAUCAUCUCCAACAUUUUUACUUCAAUUAAAACAAGAUGACGAUGUCAACGAUGAUGAUAUUGAUGAUAAUAUUUUAAAUUUAAAUAAUAACAAUAAUAAUAAUACCAGUACUACUUCUUCUCCAUCUCCAUCGCCUCCGAAUUCGAAUAAUAGUAAUAAUAAAUUUAAUGAUCAUCAUCAUCAUCACCAUUAUCAUCAUCAUCAUUCACCGAGUAGAAUUAAUGAUAUGAAUACUAAAUCAUUACCUGAAAAUUGUCGAAAUGAUGAAAAACAAGUUAAAAAUCUAAUCGAUAAUUGGACCAAGGUUGCUGCUGCAUCAUCAAAUUGGAUUUCAAGUCCUGAUAAAAAAAAUAAUCCUUCAUCAAAACAAGGACGUUUAAAUUUAUCAAAUCGUGCAGCAAGUGAAAUAGAUUUAUCAUUGAGAAAACAAACAGCUGAAAAUAAUCUUAAAAAACAUUAUCAAUCAUCAAAUAAUAUUGCAAUAAAUCCUAAACAAUUACCACCAUUUCCGCUUGUGGCAGUUAAACAAAAUAAAUUACCUCUUCAACCAAUGAAUGAAUUAAACGGAGAUAAGGAUGCACUCAAAAUAGCUAUUUUAGAUAUAUUUGGUUUUGAAAAUUUUUCAACAAAUUCAUUUGAACAAUUAUGCAUUAAUAUAGCAAAUGAACAAAUUCAAUAUUAUUUCAAUCAACAUGUUUUUGCAUGUGAAAGACAAGAAUAUAUUAAUGAGAAUUUGGCUGUUUUACCAUUACCACCAAAAAUGGAUUUUACAUUCUAUGAUAAUAGACCAUUACUUGAUAUGUUUCUCAAUAAGCCAGUUGGAAUAUUAGCAUUGAUUGAUGAAGAAAGUCGCUUUCCAAAAGCAACUGAUUAUACAUUGGUAGAUAAAUUGAAUGCAAACUUUUCCAAUUCUCCAUUAUAUAUAAGAUCAAAAUCAAGUUUUUCAUCGAGUUCAAUAUCUUCUGCUUCAUCGUCAACUCAUCAAUCGAUUCCAUCAUUUUCAAUAAUGCAUUUUGCUGGUCAAGUUCAAUACGAUGCACGUGGUUUUCUUGAGAAAAAUCGUGAUUAUUUAGCACCUGAAAUUAUUCAAAUUUUACGUUCAUCACAUGUUCAAUUAAUUAGUACAUUAUUUCAAUCGCAAUUAUCAAAAACAGGCACAUUAAUAGAAAACGAAGAUCAACGUUACAAUACAACGACAAUUGAAUCAAAUUUAGAUUUAACAAAUACAUUAAUGCCAUUGAAUGCUAGUCAUAAUCGUCUACAAGCAACUGUUAGUACGUAUUUUCGAUAUUCAUUAACAGAUCUCUUUUCAAAAAUGGUUCAUGGUUCACCGAAAUUUGUUCGCUGUUUUAAACCAAAUAAUGAUCGAAUACCAGGUUGUUUUGAUGGGCAAACUGUUCUUGAACAAUUGAAAUAUAGUGGUAUUUUAGCAGCGGCAAAGAUACGUCGUUUUGGUUAUUCGCACCGUAUUCCGUUUGCAAACUUUAUUCAACGUUACUCAAUUCUUGUUUAUCCAAUAACAAUGGAUCUGCCACUGACACGUGAAACUUGCGAAAAUAUUUUACAUAAAUUAAAAAUGCAAAAUUGGACUACUGGUAAAAGUAAAGUGUUUUUAAAAUACUAUCAUGCUGAACAAUUAGCACGUCUUUAUUCGGAUAUGACCAAUGCUGUAAUAACAAUUCAAUCCUAUGUACGCAUGCAUGUGAUUCGUUCUUAUGUCAAACAUUAUCAAUAUAAACAUUCAAACGAUAUUAUUAUAAAAGAACUAAAUCGGCAUCCAAAAUUUUCACGAUCAAUAUUUAUGGAUGAAAAAAUACGAGAACAAGCGGCUAUUUGUAUUCAGUCUUGUAUACGUGGUUAUAUACAACGACGUCAUUAUCUUACGUUAACUAGAAAACCUUUAACUGAAUUAACAGCUGCAAUUGUAAUUCAAAAAUGUUAUCGUGGUUUUCAUUUUCGAAAAGCUUGUUCACUUUAUAAACAACGUUUAAAUAUACAAAUGCUUUGUUUUCUGCAGCAAGUUGAAUUACUAAAUAAUGAUUUUUUUAUAAAAAUUGUCCGAACAAAUUAUUGUGUUUCAUUAAAAUCUAUUGAAUCAAUAACACAUAAUCAUAAGCAAUCGAAUAAUAAAAUUGUUCAACAUUUAUUUCCACCACCACCACCAUUACCAUUACCAUUACCAUCAUCAUUCGGAGCAUUUUCAUCACCAAUAUCAAAUUUUGAUUCAUUUAUUCCAAUUAAAAUUCCAAUAAAUACAUCGUCUUCUAUUCUAUCUUUUGCAUCCCGUUUAUCUCCCGUGUAUCAUCAUCAACAUCAACAUCAUCAUUCAAUAUUAACAUCAAAUUCAAAUCGAUCUCCAUCACCCACACAAUCGAUUUCGAAAUUUGCUCAAGUUCGAGAUAUUUUUGCUCGUGCUGAAGUAACAACAUCCGUUACUACUCAUAAUAAUAAUAAUAAUAGUAACAAUAACGCAAUAAAAAAUCAUAUUUCAAUAAAUUCAACAACAUCACAAAUAAUUCCAUGUGUUGAACAAUGUCGUAGUCCAAAAGCAACAACUGUUCUAAAUGCAGUACAAGAAUAUCAAAGACAACAUAUUAAUGUGCAUCAGCCUGCUUUUAAACGUUUUGGUCAAUUUAACCAUAGUAUCAUUGCUAAUACUAAUCGUUCAUCAAAUAUUAGUGGAGCACGAAUACGUCCUAGUGGACCAAGUAGUUUAAAUAAUAAUAAAUUACAAAAUAAACCCAAUAUUCCUGCUUAUGCUACAUCAUCUCCUAAACAACUACCGAAACCUAUUGCAAGGGAACCAUCAAUGGCUACACAACCAAAAUAUCCAUUUCAUGUUCUACUUCGUAAGACUGGUCAGGAUUUAACUACUGGACACACGCUAACCAAACGUCGAAUGAUAAAUGAAACAAAACAAAUUGAUUUUCGUAGUGUUUUGAAAUCUCGACAUACAUUAAAUGGUAGUAGUGAUAAUGAAAUACUCAUUAGAUCGAACAGUCUAUCGCAACAUAUAAAUAUGGAUAGUCGAAUGAGAAUGAAUGAUCUUUAA